Paramecium primaurelia is the source of this 243-nucleotide messenger RNA. Lineage: Eukaryota; Ciliophora; Oligohymenophorea; Peniculida; Parameciidae. The record is from the annotation of a GenBank genome assembly.
UCAGAAUUGCAAGAAAUGUAAAAGGAUGGAAUCUUCAAUGGAUAAUGAAGAAAGAUUAAAAUUUGAAAGUAAGAUGGUAGAGGAAUUUGAGUCAUUUGGAAUUCUAGUUUAACACCUGGUCAUAAGAAUUAAAUAAGUGACAAAGUAGCAGAUGAAUUAAGACACAAACAUUUUUUAUUCAAUUAUAUGACUACAGACAACAUUUAACAGCAUCUGGAGUUGCUUUAGAUUGGCCUUAUGGCA